Molecule: messenger RNA, 716 nt
Organism: Fomitopsis serialis
Lineage: Eukaryota; Fungi; Basidiomycota; Agaricomycetes; Polyporales; Fomitopsidaceae
Exons: 1
Coding region: 198-710 (170 amino acids)
Source: RefSeq, a predicted model, not a curated record
GCCACACAAAUAUAUUUGUUCGUCUCAGCAACACUACAUCUCUCGUCACCAUCUGUAUGGACUACCGACUACCAUGCAGCCGUCGAAUCUGGAUGAGUCCCCAUUGCGAGGGCUACUGGCCAUGUCACCCUUGCCUUCUUCGUCUCCCCUGUCGAGUCUAUCAGCACUUUCUCCCAUAAAUCAGCUCUCGAAGCGAGAUGCCCAGGAUCCAAGCAGUGCUGAGUCCUCACCUAUGGAGCUCAAUGCAGAUCUUCCGAGCGCAGCUGGUGCAGAUGCUGCAAACCUGCCCUCACUGUGCUCCCCUAUUCCUGCGGGCCAUGGGGCCGACCUGGAGCCCACGACUCCUAUUGCAUUGGGUUCUGCUGCUCAGUUGCAUCUCAGUAGCAGUGGACCUUUUAGGUCGACACCUGUUGUCGGAACUCCACAAACAAAACUCAAAAUCAUUCGAAAGAAGGCGCAAAAGAAACGGGUCGGUACCCUUGCACGCCUGCGAGAGGAUCGCGAGCUCAGAGAUGUUGCCGCCGCAAACGCUGCUUAUCAAGCCGCAAUUGCUGCAGAGGUCGAAGAACGUACUCUCGGAAACAUCAACAGUGACAGUUUCGCGGAGGCAGUGGCCGAUCCUCAGCCUGUAUGUCCUGUCAGCCCUAUUCCACGUCCUCGCAAUGAGGUACUCGAUGAGACUCUCGCCCUCCUCAAGAGGCAUGAUUUAACUUGGG